CACACAGAGAGUCAGAGGCAGAGAGUGGAGAUGGAAUGAAAAACAAAUAAAACGCGCAGCUGAGCGCCCCAAAUAUGGCUCCUACGACGCUCGUCGGAAAGCUCGCCCAGUCCGCUUCACAGGAACGGGCUGUAGUGCACGAUGAGAGGUCUACUGUGCUCCACCGAGUGUGAGACCAGGAAGAAAUAUCACCUGACAGGCGGCCCUCCCCUCGGGGGACAGAAACAGACACCAUUGCUCCUCUCAACCUGGAAACUGGAGGCUGGAAACGGCUCAGUUCUACCGUGCGUACAGUGCGCCUCCUGUCCAGAGCUGGCUUCUCCUCACUUUCUCCAGGAGAUCCAUUACAAACCUUUCGUCUUUCUGGCCAAGUUGGGCAAACUUGGGCCCCCGGAUUCCUGUCAGAGAACCUGUCAGUGUUGAGUCCCCAUGCAGGGAGCCCAGUAAGCAACGUGCACUCGACUGCGGGGACUGGAAACGCAUCUUCGGUGUGAUAUAAUUAAAACUCUUGCAAAGUCUUUUUAAGUCUAGGGGCCACCACAGCGAAGAUGCCGGUCCGGAGGGGCCAUGUGGCUCCGCAGAACACCUUCCUGGACACCAUCAUCAGGAAAUUCGAUAGUCAAUGUCGUAAGUUCGUCAUUGCCAAUGCAAGAGUGGAGAACUGCGCCAUCAUCUUCUGCAAUGAUGGCUUCUGCCACAUGUGUGGUUUCUCACGUGCUGAGAUCAUGCAGAAGCCAUGCACGUGUAACUUCCUGUAUGGACCCGAUACCAAGCGACUGGCCAUCGCUCAGAUGGCUCAGGCCCUGCUGGGGUCAGAGGAGAGGAAAGUGGAGAUCAACCUUUACCGCAAAGAUGGUCACUGCUUCCUGUGUGUGGUGGAUGUGGUGCCAGUGAAGAACGAGGAUGGCUUGGUGAUAAUGUUCAUCCUCAACUUCGAGGUCAUGACAGAGGAGACAUUUCGAGGCCACAAAGAGGAGCUCAACCACCGCCUGCCCACCUGGCUUGUCACCGGUCGUCCACGAGGCUUUAAGCUGCGUCUUCCCCUGCUGCGCUCCCUAUCAAACAGCAAAGUGUCUCUGGACGACGCAGAGGCUAGUCAUAUCCCCACUGCUACACCCCUGCCGCUGCACCAAGACCAUCACAGUCGCGAGUCCCUAGGCCUAGGGGAGUUCCUGCCCCUUCCCCCUUUACCACCAGACCACCAGGAGCAAAUCAGUGGAAGCAGGUCAGUUCUACAGAGUUGGCCAGAAGACUUCCAGGAGGACCACCACACCUUACUGUGCUCUGACCAUCCUGUACCUCCUCCUCCCAACAGAGCCCACCUGGUGGGUCCCCUCACCCAGUCAUCCCCCUGCGUAGCGCCUCACCACCGCCUCAGCCUCAAUCCGGACGCCUCAGGCUCCAACUGCUCCCUGUCGCAUAGCCGCUCGCGGGAGAGCUUCCACAGCAUGCGUCGCGCCUCCUCUGUAGAUGAGAUUGAGGCCAUGAGGUCCGACUGGAACCGAAAGAACCGGAGAGCGAGUAUUCGGCUGGGGAGCAGCAGCACUGGUGCGGUAAACAGUAAAUCCAACAUAUUGAACUCCACGUCGGACUCAGACCUUAUGCGGUACCGCACCAUUUCCAAAAUCCCUCAGAUCACCCUCAACUUUGUAGAUUUCAAACCUGACCCACUCAUUGCCCUGCCCACGGGGGAGAUGGACAUCAUAGCUCCCUGCAAACUCAUCGACCGGACGCACCACGUCACUGAGAAAGUCACCCAGGUGCUGUCUCUGGGAGCAGAUGUGUUACCAGAGUACAAGCUUCAGGCUCCUCGCAUCCACAAGUGGACGGUGUUGCACUAUAGUCCCUUCAAGGCGGUUUGGGACUGGCUCAUCCUGCUGCUGGUCAUUUACACAGCCAUCCUGACACCCUACUCAGCCGCAUUCCUCCUCAAUGACCAGGAAGACGUAGCCAUGCAGAGUUGUGGUUACUCCUGCUCUCCUCUCAAUGUAGUGGACCUCAUAGUGGAUAUCAUGUUUAUUAUUGACAUCCUCAUCAACUUCAGGACAACAUACGUGAACACUAAUGAUGAGGUGGUGAGCCACCCGGUGCGUAUAGCCGUCCACUACUUCAAAGGUUGGUUCCUCAUCGACAUGGUGGCUGCUAUUCCCUUUGACCUGCUCAUCUACCGCAACGGAGAGGAGACCACCACUCUGAUUGGUCUGCUGAAAACUGCCCGUCUCCUGCGAUUGGUGCGUGUAGCUAGGAAGCUGGACCGCUACUCGGAGUACGGUGCAGCUGUCCUUUUCCUCCUCAUGUGCACCUUUGCCCUCAUCGCUCACUGGCUGGCCUGCAUCUGGUAUGCCAUCGGUAGCGUUGAGAGGACUGGUUCAAUUGGCUGGCUCCACACGCUAGGGGACCAAUUAGGAAAACACUACAACGACUCCAUCCCAGGCUCCGGACCAUCCAUCAAAGACAAGUACGUCACAGCUCUGUACUUUACCUUCAGCAGUCUGACCAGUGUGGGAUUCGGAAACGUGUCCCCAAACACCAACUCUGAGAAGAUCUUCUCCAUCUGUGUCAUGCUCAUUGGAUCCCUGAUGUACGCCAGUAUCUUUGGGAAUGUGUCAGCCAUCAUCCAGCGGCUUUACUCGGGGACGGCCCGCUACCACACCCAGAUGCUUAGAGUCAGGGAGUUUAUCCGCUUCCACCAGAUCCCCAACCCACUCAGGCAGAGGCUGGAGGAGUAUUUCCAGCAUGCCUGGUCCUACACCAACGGCAUCGACAUGAAUGCUGUGCUAAAAGGUUUCCCAGAGUGUCUCCAGGCGGAUAUCUGCCUCCAUCUGAACCGGACAUUGCUGCAGAACUGUAAGGCUUUUAAAGGCUCCACCAAGGGCUGCCUUAGGGCAUUGGCCAUGAAGUUCAAGACGACCCAUGCACCCCCGGGUGACACACUGGUCCACGCUGGGGACGUCCUCACAGCCCUCUACUUCAUAUCCAGGGGAUCCAUAGAGAUACUAAGAGGAGAUGUAGUGGUAGCCAUCUUGGGGAAAAAUGACAUCUUUGGCGAGCCUAUUAACCUGUAUGCUCGACCAGGUAAAUCCAACGCUGACGUGAGGGCUCUAACCUACUGUGACCUCCAUAAAAUCUUUAGAGAAGAUGUUCUGGAGGUGCUGGACAUGUAUCCUGAGUUUGCGGAUCACUUCUGGAACAACCUGGAAAUCACCUUCAACCUUCGAGAUACCAAUAUGAUCCCAGGCUCUCCAAGUAGUGAUGACUCUAACUGUGGGGGAUUCAACAAAUUGCGCAGACGCAAGUUAUCAUUCCGAAGACGUACAGAAAAAGUUGCAGAUCAGACCUGAAUAAUGAUCAGAA
Micropterus dolomieu (smallmouth bass) is the source of this 3354-nucleotide messenger RNA. RefSeq names its product potassium voltage-gated channel, subfamily H (eag-related), member 2b (gene kcnh2b). Gene Ontology annotation, molecular function: inward rectifier potassium channel activity. Gene Ontology annotation, cellular component: membrane. Gene Ontology annotation, biological process: regulation of heart rate by cardiac conduction; regulation of ventricular cardiac muscle cell membrane repolarization; membrane repolarization during action potential. The record is from RefSeq and is a predicted model, not a curated record. The transcript is spliced from 17 exons. NCBI's taxonomy places the organism in Eukaryota, Metazoa, Chordata, Actinopteri, Centrarchiformes, Centrarchidae. Bases 549 to 3341 code for a protein of 930 amino acids.